AGAAGAGGAAGAGGAGUUAAGUUGGCGUUUAUUAAAUAAAAUUUGUUUUGUUGUUACUUGUUAUUGUUAAGUGGUUAAGCUAUGUUUAUGGAGCAACUCUAAUUUUAUAUAGUUUCGUGCGUUACCAUUGUGUGAACAACAAGUAGCUAUGUCUACGUUAGAAGACAAGAUUCUUGGGAAUAAACUCCACAACUAUUGUAGCAGUAGUGAAGGGGAGGACUCGGGUAAUGAAGAAAACAGUGGAGAAGACUCAGGUGCCACAGCUCUUCCUAAUAAAGGUAGGAAUUCCGUUGCAACUAGUGCAUGUGAACCAUCUAAAUGGGAUGGGGUCUCUACAAACACAGGUCCUAAAGGCGUUUUAAAAGAUUGGCAAAGGUUCAAACAACUGGAAUCAGAAAAACGUAAGGAGCAAGAUGCUGAAAGACUAUCUCUCAUGAAGAAGCUAUCCCUAACCUGCCGAUCUACACUGGAUGAUGAGAAAGAUAAGAACAACUUGGAUAAUGAUUUUGGUGAAUUAAUGUCUGAUGAAUUCCUUGAGCAGUUCAGGAAACAACGAAUGCAUGAAAUGCUUUCAAAAUCGUCUCUACUCCCCAGAUUUGGGGUGGUACAUGAGCUGCUCAAUGGAGAGCAGUUUCUAGCUGCUGUUGAUGAUGAAGAUAAAAAUGUUACAGUAAUUGUUCACAUUUAUGAAGAUAAGGUGCCUGGAUGUAAAACAAUGAAUUCAUGCCUUUCUGAACUUUGUCAAGAAUAUGUUCAAGUGAAGUUUUGUAAGCUGAUGAGCACAGCAGCUGGAAUGAGCAACCAUUUCAAGUCAGAUGGCGUACCAGCAUUGCUAGUUUACAAAGGUGGCCAAGUGGUUGGAAAUUUUGUGAGGGUCACUGACGAACUGGGUGAUGAGUUUUACGUCGGUGAUGUUGAAAACUUUCUGAUUGAGCAUGGUAUGAUAGUAGACAGGUCAUGUGUUCCAAAUAUUAUCUCUGGCCCGAAAGCGAAUGACGAUGAUAGUGAUGUAAGCUUGGAGUAAUUUAAGUUCCAUCUUUUAUUUAGAAGAGCAGUUACUUUUUUUACCUCUAGUAAAAUUACCUCUAUGCAACCCAUUUUACAUAGGCCUACCGGUAUUUUUCCAAUUCUUUUUUGGUUAAAUUAUUUUUAGGCAGAGGAUACGCGUUUGGUAAGUUAACCAGACGUGGAUUAAGUAGGCGUCCGGCAGUUAUUGUCAUAACCUAACCUAACUAACCAAUCUUGAUGAUGAUGAAAAAAUCAAAUGAAAAUUAAAUUCUGUUCAUAAAACAAGAUUAUAAAUGCUUCAAAUUCCAACAAAACAUGUACACUUACCUAGGAAGAAAUGGCAUUCUAAGCAAAAUCUUUGACAAAAAAGUAGUGACACCGAUGGGAUUCGAUCUAAGUACCUCUUGAUCAACAGCCGAGUACUCUAUCCACUACACCACGAACACUGACGGCAUUCCACCGUAUCGUUGUGUUAAUGGUGUUCUGGGCCCCCACAACCUGGCGACGUCACUGCCGGACGCCUAAUCCACGCUUGGUUACCGGACGCGUAUCCUUUGCAUAUUUUUGUUCUAAAUUUUUUUUGCUUAGAACCUGGGCUAAGUUUGUCAAAAAAUUUAUUUAGGCCUUUAAGCUUUGCGUUUUUGAUGUUCGUGUUUAUGUUAAAACAUACAGGUGUAUUUUGUGAUAUUGUAGGCCUACCUAAUUGCACGAAUGAAGAAUCUGCUUGUCUAACUUAUGUUUACAAAAUAAAGUUUACAAAAAUAUACCGGUAUGCAUAAAUUGAGCAGUGAGAAUGUUUUCAUUUUGAGCAACUUAGACUUUGCCAAGGCCCAUCCGAUUUAUGGGCUUUAUAUUCGACUAUCAAUGAAGGCAUGUUCAGAUCCACAAAUCUUUCUGAGCAGAGAUGAAUUACACGAUGUUAGACUCCAAAACUCAUGUUUUAGGCUACACGUUUAACUUCUAGGCUUCUUAUUAUGGACAAUACGAUAUGAAGUCUUGUUAGUUAAACCAGCGAAUUGAUGUUUGGUCAAAGGCCUAACUUAUAUAAUUUCUUUGAAAUCAAAGGUCUAUGUACAAGAGCUUUAAGAAUUAAUUUAAUUGGAAAAAAUCUUCUUGAAUUAAGGUGCACCAUAAUUUGUUUUAUUGUUUGUGGAGAAUGUGGUAAUGUAUUAAGCCUACAUGUUAUCUACAAUCUUUGACUAUCCAAAAGUCAAUGGUACAAUCAAAGCUAUGACUUAGGGAGGAUUUAACUAUUUGUUUAUUACAUAUUUAAGCUUUUUUAUAUUGGUGAGCACAUAAAGAAAUGGGCCCAAUAAAAAUGCUCUGAAUGCAAGUAAGUUACUGUCAUUUAUUUUAGUUUACUUGUUGAAAGUGAUAUUGUUUAAACUUGUUAAAUUAAGUUUAUUCCAUGUACAAACGUUUUCCACAAAAAUUACAAAAAAAGAUAAGUGUUUGACAACAUGGCAAUUGCAGCAACACAUUUUCAAUGUUCCACAAACGGAUCUUCUUUAUGUGUAAACUAGUUUGGAUUUAGAAGAUGUGUUGCUUUUAUUUAAUAGUUAGGCUAUGUAGAAGUCAAUUGUUUGAUUUUGAUUCGUUGUAGAUUAGAUUGCUUUUUAUAUUUUUUUAUUCCUAUAUAUUUUAAAAGUUUAUUAAUUGAUGUACAGUACAUUUGUUUUAGGUAUAAGAUGCAAUUUUCCACCGACUAAGAUAUUAUUUUAGUUUUAAUGUCGUAUGCUUUUUUUACUGUUGUUAGUUAUCCUAUUUAGUACGUUUGUUAUUUUUGGUCAACAAAAUUUAAUCUUUCAAGUACGGUACUUGCAGCCAGCAACUUUCUGUAUCCACUUCCCCUGUCUUUUAAGUAGUUUUAGUUAGAAAAUGUAUUACUUUCUUGUGUAGGCUAAUGACAAUAGAACCUUUAGAUAAAACUUGACAUUCCGUUUCCAUGUUAAAUUAGUCGUCAUUUAUACCACAAAAAAUAACACAGUUGAAUGGAUCCCCCCACAGUGAGUGCAGCUGUAAAUUUAUAAUUUCUGUUCAAUACACUGAAUUUUUAACCAACUUAAAAUGUUAAAAUGUGUGUGUGUUGUUUUUCUACAGUAAUUGAAAUAAAAACUUAAUAUAAUGCUAUAGUACAUUAACUUAUCAAACAUCACACUAGGUACCGAAAAAAAUAAGGAGAAAAUCUAAUUUUCCCUCUUCUUAAAUUAAACGAGGUUGGUGGUCUAUUUAAACUUUGUGUUGGCCUGUCCAGUGUCCAUCUAGUAAAGAAGGAAUCUAAAAAAGCAAGGGGUGAGCCAGUACAGUACAAAGGUGAUCUGUACUAAUAAAAUUUAGUCCAGAUAACAGGAUCCGAACCCACAACAUGCUGCCAUAGAUUCAAAGUCCGUUGUGCUACCGACUCACUAAAUUUUACAGCAUCCAGUGAGUGGUACAUUCAACUGUGUUCUAUUUUAACAAAAAAAAAAAAAAAUUUCUACAACCUAUCCAGUAUUAAUUGAUAUUGAUACGAUAUCUAUUGUUGUAUCUAAAAGUCAAUGGAAGAACUAAACUUAUUUGGAGUUCAUAAGUUAUUUCGUUAAUGUACAGUUUGAUACUCUUCCCUUCCUUUAUAAUUACAACAGGACCGUGCCAAUGCAAUGAAAUCAAUAAUUGUACAAUACUAGCUUUACAGAUUAUCGAGGUAUUAUAUUUUGUAAUCUAAUGAUGUUAUAUACAAUGCUGAAGAUGUACGUACUAUGUUCAUCUUUGUACAUUUUGUUCACAAGUUUUCUUGUGCAGAAGUGGACUACAUCUUAGGAUAUUCUUGUAUCUGAAUUUUUUAUCUAUUGAUUGUGAAUCAAUAAAAUAUCUUUUAUACUGUG
This is a messenger RNA of Macrosteles quadrilineatus (aster leafhopper), 3872 nucleotides long. Its product is annotated as phosducin-like protein. Gene Ontology annotation, biological process: regulation of G protein-coupled receptor signaling pathway. The transcript has a single exon. Lineage: Eukaryota; Metazoa; Arthropoda; Insecta; Hemiptera; Cicadellidae. The coding region runs from base 149 to 1024 and encodes 291 amino acids. The record is from RefSeq and is a predicted model, not a curated record.